This is a messenger RNA of Hibiscus syriacus, 1136 nucleotides long. Its product is annotated as amino acid transporter AVT6A-like. The transcript has 6 exons. NCBI's taxonomy places the organism in Eukaryota, Viridiplantae, Streptophyta, Magnoliopsida, Malvales, Malvaceae. Bases 177 to 1121 code for a protein of 314 amino acids. Gene Ontology annotation, molecular function: amino acid transmembrane transporter activity. The record is from RefSeq and is a predicted model, not a curated record. Gene Ontology annotation, biological process: amino acid transmembrane transport.
AAUAAACCUAAAAUUCUAAAUUCCUACCUUUUUUGGAGAAGAUUUGCAAAUUUCCAUCCUGAAAGGUUUGGAUUUUAUUACAGAAUUGCAGUGUGCUGAAGAGUUUGAGUCUCCAAGGUGGUUUAAAUUUUCUUAAAAAAAGUCGAAUCUUUGAGAGUUUUAGGUAGAUUCAAAAGAUGACAAUUGGGGAUAUAACACCAAAGAAGGAGAGAAAGUCAAGGAGAAGCAAGCAUGUUGUUGACGAGAAAGCUCCCUUGUUGCCUAAACAUCAAGAUGAACAUGCGGGUUAUGAUGAAUUCAAUGGAGCUUCAUUCACUGGGGCGGUGUUCAAUUUAUCAACAACAAUUGUUGGUGCUGGGAUCAUGGCCUUGCCUGCAACAAUGAAAGUUCUGGGUUUGAUUCUUGGGAUUGACAUGAUCGUCUUCAUGGCAUUCUUAACUGAUACCUCUAUUGAAUUCUUGCUUAGAUUCAGUAGAGCUGGGAAAAAAACUUCUUAUGGAGGUCUCAUGGGAGAUGCGAUUGGAAAGUAUGGAAGAAUCUUUUUGCAAAUAUGUGUUCUGGUCAACAACAUUGGUGUACUCAUUGUAUACAUGAUUAUUAUUGGUGAUGUGCUUUCUAGAACAUCAUCAAGUGGGGUGCACCAUGAAGGUGUCCUCGAAGGGUGGUUCGGCAAACACUGGUGGAACGGACGGACCAUUAUUCUUCUCGUCACUACACUCGGCAUCUUCUCUCCCUUGGUAUGUUUUAAGUGGAUCGAUUCCUUAAGAUUUACAUCCGCCUUAUCAGUUGCUCUAGCGGUUGUGUUUCUUGUCAUCACUGUCGGAAUAGCAAUUAUCAAGCUGAUUAGUGGAACUAUAAUGAUGCCUAGGUUACUUCCCGAUGUCAUCGAUUUGACCUCAUUCUGGAAACUCUUCACGGUAGGCCCUGUUUUAGUCACUGCAUACAUCUGCCACUACAAUGUUCACAGCAUAGAUAACGAACUGGAAGACUCUACCCAGAUAAGACCGGUUGUACGAACAGCACCGGUCUUAUGCUCAUCAGUUUACAUAAUGAUAAGUUUUUUCGGGUUCCUUCUAUUUGGUGACGGAACAUUGGAUGAUGUGCUUGCCAACUUUGCUUAAUGACGCUGUCCGUUU